CCGUUUAUUUUUUCUGAUCAAAUUGACAAUUUGAUCAUCCCGUCUGGAUGGACUUUUAGGCCUUAUCAUACGUAAACAUAAAUAAUUGUUCUCUUAUUUUAUUCCUUCAUUCAAGUUAAACCGGACAAAAAUGUUAUAGGUGCAAUCAAUAUCUUUAUUGCCUACGUUAACAUAAUAUCAUCACUGUUACAUAAAAUGCCAAUAGAACACAAGUCUUAAAAUGGAAGAAAAGAAUCCUUUGGAACAGACUCCAGUUACUCUACCGAAAAAGGGUCUCCAACGUAAUGCUAGGGGUAGGCCGACAUCCGAAAAAGCUAUAAAGUUUACUCCACAGCCGAAAUCUAUAAUAUCGCGGUUAUUGAGACGAGUAAGAAAACAGAACUGUGAUAAAAUUAACAAAAGAAGCCACUCUGUCAUUCACAACGUUUCUAACAUUAAUUUAACUACGGAAGAUGUUUUUAAUUCUAAAACCGACUCGGUCUUGGAAGAAACCCACUUAUUAAACGCUUAUCAGAGUAUUCCAGGAACUUACGCUGUUGAUGUGGAUGAUAAUCAUGAUCAUUGUAAGAAUAGUUUAAUUGCUGAAGAACAAAAAGAUGUUCAGAAUAAUACAACAACACUUUGGGACAAUAAGUGUGAAGAACCAACACCAAUCACCUGUUAUGUAUGCUCACAUAGAAGCAGCAGCCUACAAGCACACAGAAAGCAUUUAAGCAUUCACAAAAAUCAGCUCUAUGCCUGCAACUUCCCCGAUUGCAAGUACACCUGCAAGUUGUCCUGUAAUCUCAUUAAGCACAGAAGGAUACACACAUCAGAAAAACCAUUUCUUUGUGAUCAGUGCACAUUCAGAUCAAACUUUGCCAAUUCACUGAAAGUGCACAGAAGAAUCCACACAUCUGAAAGACCGUAUGGCUGCCAGCUGUGUAGCUACAGGUGCAACAGCAGUUCUAAUCUCAAGAAGCACUGUCUUCACAGACAUCGCAACAUUUCUUAGGAGAAUAAUUUAGCCAAUUGUUGUAUGUGAAGUGAAAUCUGAGAUGUGAUCAAUAAUAAUAAGAAACAAUCACUAAUUGUAAUAGAAGCUAAAUGAAGUUGGAGUGAAAGUUGCUAGCCUUAAUAUUGAUAAUUAUUUCUUGAAUUCGAAGCACUCCCAGCAUUGUAAUGAUUAAUAAACAUAUUUUACAUAUAUAUGUAUUGUAUAAGUAAUUAUGUAUAAAUUACAAUUAUUUUAUUCCCUGAAAAAUAAAAGACAAGUUUUACA
Molecule: messenger RNA, 1261 nt
Organism: Cydia pomonella (codling moth)
Lineage: Eukaryota; Metazoa; Arthropoda; Insecta; Lepidoptera; Tortricidae
Product: putative zinc finger protein 56
Exons: 3
Coding region: 221-994 (257 amino acids)
Biological process (GO): regulation of transcription by RNA polymerase II
Molecular function (GO): DNA-binding transcription factor activity; RNA polymerase II cis-regulatory region sequence-specific DNA binding
Source: RefSeq, a predicted model, not a curated record